Messenger RNA from Condylura cristata (star-nosed mole), 1551 nucleotides. RefSeq names its product 3-oxoacid CoA transferase 2 (gene OXCT2). Gene Ontology annotation, molecular function: succinyl-CoA:3-oxo-acid CoA-transferase activity. Gene Ontology annotation, biological process: ketone body catabolic process. The transcript has a single exon. Bases 1 to 1551 code for a protein of 516 amino acids. Gene Ontology annotation, cellular component: mitochondrion. The record is from RefSeq and is a predicted model, not a curated record. NCBI's taxonomy places the organism in Eukaryota, Metazoa, Chordata, Mammalia, Eulipotyphla, Talpidae.
AUGGCGGCCCUGCGGCUCCUCGCUUCCACGCUCGGACGCUGCGGCCCGGUGGGGCGCCCCAGGCCCGCGCUGGCCAAGGGUCGUGUCCGUGGCUUCGCCACCAGCGUUCCUGCCCGCGUCAAAUUCUACACAAAGGCCAGCGAGGCUGUGAAAGACAUCUCUGACGGGGCGAAGAUCAUGGUCGGGGGCUUUGGGGUCUGCGGGAUUCCAGAGAACCUGUUAACGGCGCUGAACAAGAGUGGAGUGAAAAACUUGACCGUGGUCAGCACCAACGCGGGCAUGGACAACUACGGGCUGAGCCUCUUACUGGCCUCCAAGCAGAUCUCCCGCUUCAUCUGCUCCUACCUGGGUGAGAACCACCUCUUCGAGCGCAAGUACCUGUCGGGCGAGCUGGACCUGGAGCUCACGCCCCAGGGCACGCUGGCCGAGCGAAUCCGCGCCGGCGGUGCAGGGGUGCCCGCCUUCUACACCCGCACGGGGUACGGGACGCUGGUCCAGGAAGGGGGCGUGCCCAUCAGGUACUACAGGGACGGCCACCACGCCAUCCUCAGUAACCCGCGAGAGAUCCGGGAGUUCGACGGGCACCAUUAUCUGCUGGAGUACGCCAUCACGGCAGAUUUCGCUUUGGUGAAAGGCUGGAAGGCGGACCGUGCCGGAAACAUCAUUUUCAGGAGAAGUGCCCGGAAUUUCAACGUGCCCAUGUGCAAAGCUGCAGACAUCUCAGUGGUGGAAGUUGAGGAAAUUGUGGACGUGGGGUCGUUUGCCCCAGAAGACAUCCAUAUUCCUCACAUUUACGUAGAUCGCAUAAUAAAGGGGGAGAAAUAUGAGAAAAAAAUCGAGCAUCUGACAUUCCGGGAAGAGGAGGAGGAACACGUCUGUGUGUGCGAUGUAAGGACGCGGAUCAUCAAGCGCGCGGCUCUGGAGUUUGAGGACGGCAUGUAUGCCAAUCUGGGCAUUGGCAUCCCCCUGCAUGCCAGCAAUUACAUCGGCCCAAACAUGACGGUUCAUCUUCACAGUGAAAAUGGGAUCCUCGGCCUGGGUCCAUUUCCACGGAAAGAAGAUGUGGACGCGGAUCUCAUCAAUGCGGGCAAGCAGACCGUCAGCAUCAUACCCGGGGGCUGCUUCUUCUCCAGCGACGACUCCUUUGCCAUCAUCCGAGGUGGGCACCUCAACCUCACCAUGUUAGGCGCCAUGCAGGUUUCCAAAUACGGUGACCUGGCGAACUGGAUGAUCCCUGGAAAGAAAGUGAAAGGGAUGGGGGGUGCGAUGGACUUGGUGUCCAGCCCCAAGACCAGAGUGGUGGUCACCAUGGCGCACUGUACCAAGAAUAAUGAGCCCAAAAUCUUGGAACGAUGCACAAUGCCCCUGACUGGCAAGAAGUGCGUGGACCGGAUCAUCACCGAAAAGGCUGUGUUUGACGUGCACAAGAAGAAAGGGCUGACGCUGAUUGAGCUCUGGGCAGGCUUGACAGUGGAGGACAUCAUAAGGAGCACGGGGAGUGCCUUUGCCGUCUCGCCAAACCUCAGACCCAUGCAGCAGGUGGCGACCUAA